GAAAGUAUGAUGUUCUUUAGGGAUACAAUUUUCUACGGCUUUCAGUGGCAUCGUGUACUCUUAAACCUCUGGAUUAAUCUUGUUCAUUUAUGCCAAUUGAUGGUAAUCUAGGAUAAACUUGAGCCAGCUAAUAUAUUGUUAGCUUCGUCAAGGGCCGUCGUUAAGUUUCAGUUUACUUGACACCAGUAACGUUGAUGUUGGAUCUCAGUGGCUUUCAUCGAUAUGUUUAACCGCAAUAAGACGCCGACCCCGCGGUCAGCUUACAGCCGCGAGCCGUACCCUCCGCCACGAGCGCCCUGGGUUUAUGAAUCCAGCCAUGGACCGAAAGCUGCGAACAGCUUUAAUUUUCCAAACGUGGAGAUGUUGCCUCGUUACGAAUGGAAGCCUCAACCAUUCACCUCUGCAUACGUCCCUCGGCACAUCGCCAGUAUAACCAGUGGGCGAAAGAGGCGCCAUAAUGAGCACAGUACUUACGCUCUCAAACGCCAACGAGUUGAACCUUUGCUCCAGCUAUCGCCCGCCUCCCCUCUAAGAUUGGUUGCCAAUCCUCCCCCAGCAGCGGAGGAGACCUUAAGAUUGGGCAUCGUGGGUUUUGAUCACUUUAAUCCCAAUCCGCUCCAUCAACCGAACACAGAGGUGCUCACCAUCCCUGACAUAUCAUUGAGCAUUCAGAACUACAUCACGGACAAGCUGAGUGGUCAGAUGGUGGAGUUGUUCGAGGCUUGUCAGCAACAAUCUUCAGAUCUGGAGAGGAAAGAGGCGUGUCGAGCACGGCUACAAGAAGACAUACAGGAAAUAUUUCCAGUGGCACGGCUUUACCUGACCGGAUCUUCGAUGAAUGGAUUGGGUUCCCGGAGCAGCGAUGCUGACCUUUGUCUUGUGAUUAAGGGAAAUAAACGUCCCAACCCAAUUGAUGUCCUCUCUCGGCUCAAAAGGGCUUUCAGAUCCCUCCCAUAUAUUGAAAGGAUUCAGCUGAUAAGGGCUAAAGUCCCCAUCCUCAAGUUCAGAGAGAGAGGCAGUUACCUGGAGUUUGACCUGAAUGUCAACAACACAGUGGGCAUCCGAAACACAUUCCUCCUGAGAAGCUACGCUUACGCCGAUGUCAGGGUUAGGCCCAUGAUUCUGGUCAUAAAGAAGUGGGCACGGCACAACCAGAUCAACGAUGCCAGCAAAGGAACGCUGAGCAGUUACACGCUGGCGCUGAUGGUCCUUCACUAUCUCCAGACUCUUAAAGAACCUGUCCUUCCUUCUCUUCAAAAGGCUCAUCCUGAGAGUUUUAAUCCCUUCAUGGACAUAGAUAAGGUUCCAGACGGACCCAAAAACAUUCCUCCCUACAUCUCAAGGAACCAGUCGUCUCUGGGCGAGCUGCUGCUGGGUUUUCUCAGAUAUUACGCUACAGUGUUCAGUUGGGAUAAACAAGUGAUCUCUGUGCGUGAGGCCACAACUUUACCCAAGACCAAUUCUCAAGAGUGGAGAAACAAGUUCAUAUGUGUGGAAGAGCCAUUUGAGAGGAACAAUGUUGCCAGAGCCGUCCAUGAGAAGAUGAAGUUUGAUGCCAUUAAAGCUCAGUUUGCAGAGUCAUACUGGAUCCUGCAUGCGAGGAAGGACCUGAACUCCAUCCUCCCUCUCAGAUCCAUCAUCAGUAAGGAGUCUGCGAGGCGAUGAGCUGACCGGCUUCUCCCCAGGAACAAUGAAAGACAUUGAGGUUAUACAGAGAAAGAGGCUUCAUCGGCUCCCAGCUGAAGAGGAUAUGAGGAAGAACUGAGUUGAUUUUGUUGGGCCUGAUUAAAAAUGCUGUACCAUGUCUGAUGUAGUUGUCACUGACUAGAGGAUUUGAAGGCAACAUCCAUCCCCUACAGACGGUAAACCAGAGCAGGAUAACAAAGGAUCAGGCUGUAUAGCUGCUUCAUGGUCUUCUGUGCUUUUAUGAGUAGAAAUGAUAUCAUCUCCCAUCUAAGAAGGGCUUAAAUGGAACUGACAGCUUUAAGGUGUAAAAAUCUCUUCACCUCUGAGCUUAUCUUAUUGCAGCUUGUUUUUUUUU
Cyprinodon tularosa is the source of this 2041-nucleotide messenger RNA. RefSeq names its product terminal nucleotidyltransferase 2 (gene tent2). Bases 223 to 1665 code for a protein of 480 amino acids. Gene Ontology annotation, molecular function: poly(A) RNA polymerase activity. Gene Ontology annotation, cellular component: cytosol. The transcript has 15 exons. The record is from RefSeq and is a predicted model, not a curated record. Lineage: Eukaryota; Metazoa; Chordata; Actinopteri; Cyprinodontiformes; Cyprinodontidae.